AUGGGCUAUAAAGCUGCAGAGUCAACUCAAAAGAGGUUAAAAUGGGUUGGCAUUCUGCUUGCAUUUCCAUUUUACUGGGCUAUGAAUGUUGGCGUGGAGCCUUUCUAUACACAUAAACACCAGUUUCACAAGAAGUGCCAACUCAACUCUUAG
Molecule: messenger RNA, 153 nt
Organism: Sphenostylis stenocarpa
Lineage: Eukaryota; Viridiplantae; Streptophyta; Magnoliopsida; Fabales; Fabaceae
Source: the annotation of a GenBank genome assembly